Messenger RNA from Candidozyma duobushaemuli, 1239 nucleotides. RefSeq names its product rRNA-binding ribosome biosynthesis protein (gene SSF1). The transcript has a single exon. The coding region runs from base 1 to 1239 and encodes 412 amino acids. Gene Ontology annotation, molecular function: rRNA binding. The record is from RefSeq and is a predicted model, not a curated record. Gene Ontology annotation, biological process: rRNA processing; ribosomal large subunit assembly. Lineage: Eukaryota; Fungi; Ascomycota; Pichiomycetes; Serinales; Metschnikowiaceae. Gene Ontology annotation, cellular component: preribosome, large subunit precursor.
AUGGCCAAGAGAAGAACGAAAAGAAGAACUCACCAGCCUCCCUCGGCUGAAGAGUUGGCCAAGAUUCCCCGCUCGAUGGUGCUUUCGCUAGGCACUUCGCUUAAAAAUCACGCCCUAACUCAGCUAGUAAAGGACUUCAGAUUUGUGAUGCAACCACAUACCGCCAUCAGUUUGCGAGAAAGAAAAGCCAACAAGCUCAAGGACUUUAUGGUGAUGUCCGGGCCUUUGGGUGUUUCGGACCUUUUUGUGUUCAAACAGUCGGAAAGUUCUGGAAACGUCUCCUUGAGAAUCGGCAAGAUGCCCAAGGGUCCCUGUCUUCAAUUCAAGGUGAACUCUUAUGCUUUGGUCAAGGAUGUUCAGAGAAUAUUGAAACACCCCAAGUCUGUGGGCCGAGACUCUGCUGCCUUCCACGAGCCCCCUUUGCUUGUGAUGAACGGGUUCAAAAAAGUCAAUGAUGCUGAAAACCACGAGAAGUUGAUGAUCACCAUAUUGCAGAACCUUUUCCCGCCCAUUCAGCCACAGACGACGAAGGUCAACACAAUCAAGAGAGUUCUCCUCAUCAGCAAAAAGGAAGACGGUGAAAUCGAAUUGAGACACUACGCCAUCGACACCAAGAUGGUGGAGGAAAGCAGAAACAUCAAGAAGUUGAUCAACUCCCACCAGACACACAAGAAACUCCCGAUCAUGACAAAAGCACAGGACAUCUCCGAUUUGAUCUUGGACCCCUACGCCGUGGGCGGCCAGACCUCAGACAGUGAAGUGGAGGAUGAUGCCGUUGUUGAGGUGAAGAACGAACAGAACAAUCUCGUGAAGAAAGCUGGCAUUUCCGCCAAUUCCGAUGGCGACGUCACCACGACAAGAAAAAGAGCCAUCAAGCUCACCGAGUUGGGCCCUCGUAUCAACAUGAACCUCGUCAAGAUCGAAGACUCCAUGAUCGGCGGCAAGACGAUAUACCAUUCCAGAAUCAGCAAGACGAAGAAGGAGGAGGCUGAAUUGGAGAAGAGGCACCAGCAGAGACAGCAAGAAAAGGCCGAGAGAAGAAAGGAGCAGAAAGCCAACGUUGAGGCGAAAUUGGCCAAGAAGGAAGCCAAAAAGGCUAGAAAGUUGGCCAGAAAGAACGGCGAAUCUGCACCGGGCGAUGCUGAUGGUGAAGACAGCGGCAGCGAGGCCAGCGACUCGGAUGCUCCUGAAAUCAACCCCAGCGAUUACGAAAACGAUAGCGACUUGUUCAGCGAAUAA